AUGCCCGGCCCCGGCGCCAGCGCCCAAGAAUGGACGUUCCCCAAUCCAAGAAAGACGCGCAGACGGCCGGCUCCCCCGCCAGCCCCCACGCGCACCACAACCCCAAUGUCCGCGUCCGCCAUCAAGGCAGAACACCUCAGCAUCCGCAAAGCCUGGUCGUCCUCACCCUGCUGCACCUCCCUCCGCAGCCUCAUGGCCUCGCGCGCCGCGGCCCUCCCCGCCGUCAAGCAGGCCAUCUGCCUCGGCCUCGGCACCUUUGACCCGCCCUCGAGCUCGUCGGAGUCCAGACGCCGCACCCACCACCAGCUCAUUGCCUUUCAAACCAUGGUCGAGGAACUGGAAAGCAUGACGCGCACCCGGAUACAAUGCAUCUUCCAGGAGCCGCUGUUUACUGACCAAGAGACAAGCUUCCUGACUGGCUUGGGGCACCGCGUCGUCGAGCACCCCGCUGCCUGCCGCGCCGUGACGUCCGACUCCCUCCUGUUUGGGAUUCACCUGUACCGCGAGGUGUACGAGGAGGCGCUGGACCGGGCGCUGCCGGCCAUUUUUGUCGGCACAGACUGGGACACGUGGGACGGGGUCUCGCCCGGCGGCGUGCAGGCCGUGAGGCUGAUGCACGAGACCUAUCAGACGUUCGGGUUUCCCCAGGACGGGACUACCUUUUCCAGCACGGCUGUCUACUGGCGGCCUCGGCCUGGGAGGCGGGCGGUGGGCGACCACGGCGGAGGGGAAGAGCACGGAGAUGGGCCGGACAAGUUGGGGGAGCAUGAAGGCGUCGUGAUUGAUGGUGUUUGA
This is a messenger RNA of Metarhizium album ARSEF 1941, 795 nucleotides long. RefSeq lists its product as uncharacterized. The coding region runs from base 1 to 795 and encodes 264 amino acids. The transcript has 3 exons. The record is from RefSeq and is a predicted model, not a curated record. NCBI's taxonomy places the organism in Eukaryota, Fungi, Ascomycota, Sordariomycetes, Hypocreales, Clavicipitaceae.